UUUUUAAUGAACAAGAAUUCACCCUCACCGAGUUCACCAACCCCUGUGAUUUUGGUGUUGGUCACCAAUAAAUAGGGGAAAGUACUUGAACAUAGUCAGUUCUUUAGAACCUUCUCUGUGUUUGGAUAAGUUAAAAAGGUAUUAAUUUGUUCUCUAAACAAUAAAAGAUUCUCAUAUUCGAAAGAAAAAUCAUUUGGAAAGUAUUUAUAGAGUACGAGACAGCCCAAUAAGCCCAAUAAGCACUUAUUUUAGAUGGGACUCUCUUCGAUUACUAGUUGAAAAUGAGAGUACAUUUAAGUUAACGAGAUUCGCUGGUGUUUUAGAAUAACAACAAUUGCGGUGUAGGUAUAAGUAUAUUUAAAAAUAAAGAUUACACAACUCUUCAAUCAAAAUAGUAAUUUUUUCAACAACUUAAGGAGGAUUCAAGUUCUUUGAAUCAACAAUUAUAACAGAAUCUUGAUAUUUUGAAUCAAUUGAUUGGUCAACUAAAUGAGAUAAGUGAUUUAAAAGAAUAAAUAUCUUUAAUACAAUAGAUCUAAGAGUAUCGAAAUUAAACUCAAUAAUUGACAGUGUUAUAUUAAUAACAAUUGCGCAAUUAUGCUUCUGUAUUAUAAAGAGAAGGUAAGAAAUAAAAAUAAAUGGUAUCAUAAACAACAACUCCAUCACCAUCACCAUUUUAACACUCUACUCUUGAUUCUAUAAGAUAAUAAAUUCUUGAGGAAUCAUCUGAAGAUGAGAAAGAAGAAUUUUCAGAUGGUGAAAGUAUAUCUUCUGAAUAGUCGCCCAAAUCUUAAAAAUCUGGUCAAUCUGAAGAUAAUUAUAAUGAAGUCUUUUGUAAUGAUUCAUCAAGUAAUCCAUUUUCUUGUGGUGCCAGUCCUUUUACUCCAUAUCCUUAAUCAUAAAGUAGUCCCUUUAUAUAGACUCCUAUUUUACUACCAACAUAUUUGAUAGUGUAACAUCCUAAUACAAAUCUACGUGUGGUUUAUAACAUCUUUAGUACAAUCACAAGAGUAGAUGCUCUUUAUUAAAGUAAUUAUGGAGCUUUUCUUUUAUUGGCAUCUAAAGAUGAAGCUAUUCGAAUCAAAAACUUACUAAAUAAAGCACUUCUUUUAGGAAUGCCUAUGACUAUGAUGAUUUCAGAAAAACUACCUUUAGAUGCUCGUUAAGUUACUUUACCUCCCAAUGAUAGAAAACCUAAUAUUGCUUAAUAAUUAUCUAAUUCAAUCUAAAUUACAGGCCUUCAAAGUGUUACUAUGGAGUAGAUGUAUUAAUACUUUGGAUGUAUAACACCUAUUUUGAAUAUGAAGUAAUAAUAUACUUUAUAAUUAUUAAUAGAUUCAUUAAUCAAAGCUCUUGCAAAAUACUCUAUUCUGAUGUAGGAUGCAGUCUUAGUGUCUUAGGACAUUUCCAAGAUGCCAAGAUCAAUGGAAGGUAUCAUAUUUAAUCUAUUUCUUUUUAGAUCUGUGUAACUUUCAUUCACAGCUUUCUGAUUAAUGAGAAAGAAUGAAUUUUAUUAAUAUAAUUGACCAGCAU
Paramecium sonneborni is the source of this 1533-nucleotide messenger RNA. The record is from the annotation of a GenBank genome assembly. Lineage: Eukaryota; Ciliophora; Oligohymenophorea; Peniculida; Parameciidae.